GUCUGCGAGCCCCCUUUUCCUGCGGGCCGACCGGCGGGCGGUCGACUGAAAUGAGAGGAAACCAGCGGCGGGGCGGAGCCCUCCGGGGCGUGCGACCGAGACGCCCAGGCCCUCGCCUCCUAGAGCGGCGCAGGAAGGGGCGGGGCCAGCGGCUGGCCCUUCCUGCCGGCGCAGAGGCGCGGCUGCUCGGCUGGACAGGUUCGCCAGGGUCGGCCGCGGGCAUCUGCGGUGCGGCGGGGCUCGGAGACGAGGCGUCCCCUCCGGUCCGGGGACCCUGCGAGGGGCGCGCUCGCCCCGACCUCCAUGCAGGAUCUCACCGGGUCCCUCUGGCGUCUCGUGGGGCCCCCGCCCCGGGCAGUGGCCACCCCUCUUUCGGCUCUCGGGCGCCGCGGGGAGGAAGGCGAGGCGCGCUUGGACCCGCUCCGCGCGGAUCGAGGCGAAGGAGUCCCCGAGCCCUCGGCUUCGACGCCGCUGCGGGCCCGCUUGUAGACCCGGGAUCUACAGGCUGCUUGGGUGUACGUUUGCCCUUGGAUCGCAAACCCACUAGCAAUGUAGUCUGUCUCUGAGACCCAGGCUUCUGAGGGCGAGAGAGGUUACCAGGGGGUGUCCUGCUGCAGGUGGAUACCCACAGCUUCAUGUUACAGGACGCCUGGCCCAGAGAGUGAAGGAGCUACCCUGAAGUCGCACAGCAGGUGCCAGCGCCCCGGCCUUCAGGCCAGGGCUGUCGUCUGCUCUGGCAUGGUGGAUUGAGCUUUCUGCCCGGCUGCAGCAGUCACCAGGCCUACAGGCCUGUGCAGUGAGAAGACCAAGACGAUGACCUCAGGCCUACUCCACUUUUAGUAAUUAUUUUAUUUAUUCCUUGGUGUGCACAGGAUUUAGAGAAGUGAGUACGUCCAGUCUCCCAUUAAGUACCUGCCAGCUUGAGUGAGGCAGACAAGACGAUUGUCUAGAAUGUUUCCUGAGCAGCAGUAUGUGCAGCUCCAGCCGAGUAACUAGGGACUCAGGGGUGAAAAAGACAGGAUCCUCGUCCUGAAGAACCCUCUCCUCAUCGGGAGACUGCUACAUCAGUGACAAGCCACACGUGGACUGACAGGAGUCCUAGUGGGGGAACAGUUCUUGGAGUACAGCCGACAGGUGUCAGGCUCAGUGGGUUCAAGGACCACUCCUCUCCAUCAAGUGGGUCAGCAUGGAGCCAAGAUGAGUUUACGCCUGCCCUGGAGAGCUGCGGGCUAGGGGGUUGAUGGCAUUUUCCUGUUGGUUUUUGGUUUUCACCUGUUUCCUGCUAAUGCUGGACCUCAGCCAGGCUCCAGCCUGGCUGACUGGGGCUGCGACCCUCUGCCCUGCUUCCACCUGCCUCCCCAGCAGAGGUGCCCAGUAUUUGUGCAUGCUUCCCUCAGCCUACAUGGCCUCCCGUCUUUCUCAGUUCUGGCUCCCACCUGAUGCUAAGAACUGCUUCCUUCCAGAAGCUACCUCCAUUAGAGGUUUCAGAGAGUGACAUUGGCCUGAAUCCAAGUCAGGUGUAUCUAAACGUUUUCAUUUAGAAGAAACCAGACUCUCAAACUCCUGUCAAGAUGGGAAACCUGUCCAGUCAUUUUAUGUGUUGCCUCUGUGCAAUAGGAGAGCAAAGGAAAGCCCAAGUGCCCCCUCUGACUUAAAGGGAAUUCAAAGGAUUUAUGCCUCAAAACAUAUGUCACUUGGAGUGUUAUCACCCAGAGCACCUCAUUUUGGCAUGAGACAGCCUGUCAGAAUGUGGACCUCCCAGUGGAUCAGGAAACCAGCUCAGGCCACGCGAGGUCUUCUCAAGGAUGAAUUGAGGACUCAGAACACGAUCUGCUUUCUUUGGAAAGUGCUCUCUCCUAGUCUUGUGGAGAUUUCUUUUGCUAGCCAUUAAAAAGCCUGAAGUUUGUCAAGGCUUUAUCCUGGAAUUCCGUUAGUUAGCACUGAGGAAAGAGGCAGGUCAAGGAAGCUCAGAAAUAAUACCAAAAAGAAAUAGGUGAAGGUUCUCAGCGAGUGAAACAUGAGCUGUGCUGGUGAUGUUUCUACAAGCACCUGGGCCUGACCUGUCGCUGGGACCGACUUGUUCCUGUUUGAAUUUGUGGUGAAAUUGGAAUGCUUUUAGAUGGGCUUAGGGACAGGCAAUGUCAGAUUUUUUAGACAAUGCAAGCAAGAUGCUAGCUGAUGGUUCCCUGGGGUUUCGGCCCUCAGUGGAUGAGUCAGCUCCAGUUACGUGCCAUGAAGAGAAUGAGAGCCAGAGUUUCUGUUCCAGAAAUUCAGUUACAAGCUUGGAAAAAUAGAGUUGUAUCUAAAGCAAGACCUUACUGAAGAAGUGGAGUUACAAAGAAAUUCAUAGGCUGGAGAAUUUUGCUACUGGCCGUUCUCCUUGGCCCUUGCCAGCUUCCAGCAGGCCUUCCUCUUUCCUUGAAACAAGAAGGAUGGAAAAGCUCACAGGCAAAAAAAAGAAAACACAGAUCCCAGAGGAAGAAGUACAUGUGCAGAAGGACAGUCCCAAGGGAGAGAAAGCAUCUGGGGAAAAAAAGCCAAACCAGAGAUCCACUUUGGCCAAAAAGCGCAGUAAGGAACCCAGCCUGAGUCCUGAGGAUGAGGAGCACGUGUUUGAGGCCUUCGAUGCUUCGUUUAAAGAUGACUUUGAGGGGGUUCCUGUGUUCACUCCCUUCCAGAGGAAGAAGCCCUACAAAUGUGUUGAAUGUGGGCGUGUCUUUAAGCACAAGACGGAUCACGUUCGCCACCAGAGAGUCCACACUGGAGAGAAGCCCUUCCAGUGCGCCCAGUGUGGGAAGACGUUCAGGCACAGCUCCGACGUGACCAAGCAUCGGAGGAUUCACACCGGAGAAAAGCCCUUUAAAUGCAGUGAGUGUGGCAAAGCCUUUAACUGCGGUUCGAAUCUCCUGAAACAUCAGAAAACCCACACUGGAGAGAAACCGUACGAGUGUAAGGAAUGUGGGAAGAGCUUUGCCUACAGCUCAUGUCUCAUUCGCCAUCGGAAGCGUCACCCUCGGAAGAAGCACUGA
Molecule: messenger RNA, 3029 nt
Organism: Hippopotamus amphibius kiboko
Lineage: Eukaryota; Metazoa; Chordata; Mammalia; Artiodactyla; Hippopotamidae
Gene: ZFP41
Product: ZFP41 zinc finger protein
Exons: 2
Coding region: 2433-3029 (198 amino acids)
Biological process (GO): regulation of transcription by RNA polymerase II
Molecular function (GO): RNA polymerase II cis-regulatory region sequence-specific DNA binding; DNA-binding transcription factor activity, RNA polymerase II-specific
Source: RefSeq, a predicted model, not a curated record